Molecule: messenger RNA, 6926 nt
Organism: Pantherophis guttatus
Lineage: Eukaryota; Metazoa; Chordata; Lepidosauria; Squamata; Colubridae
Biological process (GO): regulation of transcription by RNA polymerase II
Cellular component (GO): nucleus
Molecular function (GO): RNA polymerase II cis-regulatory region sequence-specific DNA binding; DNA-binding transcription factor activity, RNA polymerase II-specific
Source: RefSeq, a predicted model, not a curated record
CCAUCAAUUUGAUUUGGGUUUUUGCAUCUUCCUGAAAUUAAAACAUCCCACGCUCACUAUCCCUCCCUUUUUCCCAUCCAAAUAAUUUUGAGGGGUGAUGGUGAAUUUUUACCAUUUUGCUACUGCAAAGAGAGAGCAAUGUCUAAAUGAAUUAAAAGAGGGCUAUAAACACCUUUAAAAUUAGAUGCCUCAGAAGUGACAGAGAGAUCAGGGCAGAUGCCUUCAAAAUAUUAUUCCAAAAAUAUUUAAAAACAAAUCUUUACAGCUAUCUUUUCCCAGGAGAAUUCAGAUCAAAAUUGACCCUUUCCAGUCCUGCUUAACACAAGGCGACACACAGGCAGAAUUUAAAAGAUUGCUUAAUAGAUAAUUUUAUUUGUAUCAAAAACCAAAGACAUGGAAAUCAAGUCAUGCCAUGAAGCCACAAGUGUUUCACGGAUCAGGAUAAGCGUGUGGAGGGGGUUUCUUUUAUCUUUUCCAGAUGCAAGAUUGCAAACUAUUACAAUCUUAUUAUUAUUCCACUCCGGGCCUUUUUAUAUGAUGCAUUAAUUAUCCUUCACCCUGAAACUGUAUCAUUGCACUACCCUAACACUCACUUGCACACCAAAAUUUCCCUCACCCCAGAAACCCCCUUCCGCCAUCGCAGUGCAAAAGCAUAGAAUAAACCCCCGGACAGACCCAUCCAUACAAAUUUCAGCGCCUGUUUCCUGAUAUGCGGGGCCUCUCUAGGAAAGCCAGCUCUGUAGAUUUAAUUAUUUUCAUUAUCUCAAUGUUUCCCAACUUGGGCAACUCUCGCUGGUGGGAUCUCGCUGAGAAUUCUGGGAGUUGUAGUUCCACAUCUGGUUGUCUAGAUUGAGAACAUUAUUUUAUGGAGAUAUGUUCUUUCAGAGACGCUUACCAACUUUUCAGCUAGCUCUCACCUUUAAAGCAGCUUUAUGUCAAAUUCAGUGCUUAUUAAACUUGACAAAUUUUAGAGGUGUAAACUUCAAGUCCCAGAAAUUCCUCAGCUAGGAGUAACUGGGAGUCCACGCAUCUCAAAAUUACCAAGGCUGUAAAACAUUUCUCUCUAGAAAGUACCUGCAAAAUACUCUUAGAAUAGUAGAGCUGGAAGGGACCUUGGAGGUCUUCUAGUCCAGCCCCCUGCUCAAGCAGAAGCUAUAUCAUUUCAGGUAAGUAGCUAUCUAGUCUCUUCUUAAAAACCUCCAAUGAUGGAGCACAAUGUCUGAAGGCAAGCUGCUCCACUGGUUAAUUAUCCCAACUGUUAGGAAAUUUCUCCUUAAUUCGGUUGCUUCUCUCUUUUAUUACCAUAGUUUCCAACCAUUAUUUCUUGUCUUGUUCAAAGCACUUGUAGUGCUUUGGAAAAUAAUUUGACCCCCUCUUCUUUGUGGCAGCCUCUCAAAUACUAAAAUACUGCUAUCCUGUCACCCCUAAUUCUUCUUUUCUUUAGACUAGCCAAAUCCAAAACCUGCAGCCAUUCUUCAUAUGGUUUAGUCUCCAGGCCUCUUCUAAAAGUGGUUUUAUUAGAUUGUAGUACUAAUAGCAAUAAACAAGAGCAACAACAAUUAAAAUAUGGAAAUAAUUUUAAUUGUAUGUUCGAGAUAAGGGAUCCAGUAUCUUUCAUUUUAUCUCAACCUAAUUUUUGCAAACUUUUGCAAACUUCUGACAAGUAAAAUCAAUGGGGAAUCCAGAUUUUUUUUUUUUUUUUUUUAAUUUGAUUUAUAUGCCGCCCUUCUCCGGAGACUCAGGGCGGCUUACAGUGUGUUAAGCAAUAGCCUUCAUUCUUUUGUAUGUUUUAUACAAAGUCAGCUUAUUGCCCCCACAAACUGUUAAGAUUCACUUAACAACCAUGUUACUAACUUAACAAAUACAGUGAUUCACUAACAACUGUGGCAAGGAGUCGUAGAAUGGGGCAAACUCACUUAAGAAAUAUUUUACUUAGCAACAUAAAUCUUGGGCUCAGUUGUGGUCGUAAUCUGAUUUACAGUUACAUUUAGUUAACCUUCAAAACAGUUAAUACUGUAUGAUUAUUCUCUGGUUAUCCUCCCCCUGAUCAUAUUAAAUCUGGGGGUUGAAGUCCACAUGUCUAAAAGUGGCCAAGAUUGAGAAACACUGACCUAAACAAAUAAACUAUUCUAAUACUAGUCAAAAAAAUGUGUCCUUCCCUAUUGAAAUGUGUGGUCUGGCUUUUAACACACCUCCCUGAACUUGCAAAGUCACACGUGUCCUCUGUUCCAUGUGAGUCGCACAUACUGAGUUCUCACAACCGCUCAGGAGACCAGAAAAGUACAACUGGAAAGGGCAAGGCAGGGGUAGAAAUGGAGAAUCAGGGACCGGUACGAAAAGUUCAAAGAGGACGGAAAAAUUCUCAUCCCGUUCAGCUGGGAGCCAUCCAAGACUUCUCGGUUGGACUAGAUUCCCGGUUUAUUAAGCAGGAGCCAGAAGAAAAUCUCCAGCAGCCUUGGGACGUCCAGCGGCAUGAUUUCCUGAAGGCAAUGCAACUCUCUCGUUCCGGGCAGAAGUGCACUCAGCUACCCAGUCCUGCCCGGUCUGCGGAGAAUUCCCGAUCCUCAUUUAAAGAAACUGCUGAUUUGAGUCAGAGGCCAGGGAGAAGCAGCCUAACCCGGCUUCUGCCAGGCGCCAUUGAAGAUUGCCGAGACGUCAUUUCCUCAGUCAGAGUGAAGGAAGAAAUUUUGGAUGUGGAAGAAACCUUUGCCUCCGAUACCAAGCGCCAGAGGUUCAGGCAGUUCUGCUACCUGGAGGCCGAAGGGCCCAAGGAGAGCUUUUUCCAGCUGCAGGAACUCUGCUGGCAGUGGUUGAAGCCCGAGAGACGCACCAAGAAGCAGAUUCUGGACCUGUUAGUCCUGGAGCAGUUCCUGGCCAUUUUGCCCCCAGAGAUGCAAGGCUGGGUCAAGGAGGGAAAGCCAGGGAGCUGUGCCCAGACGGUGGCCCUGGCAGAGGAUUACUUUCUGAGGGUGCAGCAGGCUGAUGGACUGCAAGAGAAGGUUUCCUGUCUGGGGGAAGACAUUACUGUUAUUAAUUCUUCUAACUCAGAGCAGGUUCCGUCUGAAGCAGUGAAUAGCCAUCUCUCUGCAGAGGCCGAGGAAGAGAGCGAUGAAGACGCCAGUUAUUUAGGCAAUGACCAAGGUUAUGAAAACGAAGAGGAGGCCUUCCCCUUUGAAAGGCACACACAAGUAGGCAUCAGUGGAGUGUCCUUGGCAAGACUCAAUGGGAAGUUAUAUCAGGUCUGUGGACUGGAAGAGAUGGCCGGAAGUGAACCUCGUCAAGAAAUCCAUCAGGAAAACCAAUCAGGCAUCCCAGCUUUUUUUCACAAGGAAAGCUUACGAGAAAACACCUUCCCGCCGGGACGCCAGAAAGGAAAGAGAAAGAAUACAGGUCCCCCCAGUUGGGGGACAAUUCUGAACCAUGGUUUUGAGUUUCCUCCAAGCCGAAAAAUGCAGAAACUCUACACAUGCACCUACUGCGGGAAGGUCUCUAAUAACAGUGCGCAUAUGAUCAUCCACGAGAGGACUCACACCGGCGAGAAGCCGUACAAGUGCUCGGCAUGUGGGAAAUGCUUCAGCACAAAUUGCAACCUGAUGAAACACACCCGGGUGCACACGGGAGAGAAGCCAUACCAGUGUCCCGAGUGCGGGAGGAGCUUCAGCGACAAGGCCUCGCUCAUCGUGCACGAGAGGACCCACACGGGGGAGAAGCCCUAUGAGUGCCCCAUGUGUGGGAAAAGCUUCACCUCGAGCUCCAACCUCAUCACCCACAAGCGGGUGCACACCGGGGAGAAGCCCUACAAGUGUUCCGAGUGCGGGCAGAGUUUUGUUCACAGGCCGCAGCUGGUUAUCCACAUUCGGACGCACACCGGAGAAAAGCCAUACGAGUGUCCCGAAUGCGGGAAAAGCUUCAACCAGAAAGCCGAUCUCAUCAUCCACAGGCGCAUCCACACCGGGGAGAAGCCGUACGAGUGUCCCGAGUGCGGGAAAAGCUUCAUCUCGAGCUCUUACCUGCGGAAGCACGAGCGGCUGCACGCGGGGAAGAAAGCGCCCACGGGCGAAGAAAGCCACAAGUGCGGCUACUGCAGGAAGAGCUUCAUCAGCCGAUCCAAGCUCCUCAUCCACGAGAGGACUCACACGGGAGAGAAACCCUUCGAGUGUGCCGACUGCGGGAAGAGCUUCAGCACCAGCUCCAAUUUGGUCAACCACAAGAGGGUCCACACGGGCGAGAAGCCGUACCAGUGUUCGGAUUGUGGGCAGAAAUUCAGCACGAACUCAAACCUGGUCAAUCACCGGCGGGUUCACACAGGAGAAAAGCCCUACAAUUGCGCCGACUGCGGCCAGAAUUUUGGUCAUAAAGCUUCUCUCCGGAGGCACAAGAGAAUCCACUCCAGAGAAGCCACCAGAUGCCUGCUUGGAACGGGGGCAAAAUGUUAAAACCAAACUUAUAGCCACUAGCGUAAGGAAAACUGCCUUAUACUACGGUAGAGUCCUGGUCCAUUGAGUCAGCGUCACUGGGAAGAAACCUUUCAUGGACAGGUGUCACUCGCUGUCCUACCUGGAGAGAUCUGCUACAUGACCAGCCUAUCAUACGCCUCUGAUCUGGGAACCUUCCGCUGCAUUUCCAGAUGUUAUUAAAAAAUUCCCCAGCAGAAUGAGCAGCCACAGCAGCAUGCGGUCUCAUAGCCUGCACUUCUGCACACGCUUACUUGGAGAGAAAUUCAGUGGGGCUCUGCCAAGCCCCCAAUUUUGUUGCAGGAGUCCCAGAAAUCACCCAGGGCUCUAUUAAGUCCAUCAAAGGACUUCGGUAUCUUUUUCCAACACUCAUGUUUUACUCAAAUGGUCCACCAAGAGGUUUGGGUCUCUCCACCGGUCUAUUACACUGAAUAGUGACUAGUUAGAAUUUAUUUUACAAUGGAGUUAGGAUCUAGAUUCCUUCAGGGGUUGGAAUUGAGGGGGGCUUUGGUAGCUCCUUAGGAAAUUUAGAAACCAUUGAGAAAUAUUCCUUAAUAAGGAAGCACCACUCGAAAUGUGUUAGCAAUACUAUUGUGGUGGAAUGUAGUCUGGAGUCCCAAGAGGGAGGAGCUACUUCCCAGAUGGCAAAAAGGGCAGCGGAGCUUGGAAUGUCUGGUAGGCAGGAAGAGGGCUAAGCCGGCCCCUCCCUAGGGGUUCAGAUAGUCCUCAACUUACAACCAUUCAUUUAGUGAUCGUUCGAAAUUACAAUGGCAGCUUAUGACAGUUUUUCACUCUUAUGACCGUUACAGCAUCCCCCUGGUCACGUGAUCAAAAUUCAGCUGCUUGGCAACUGACUCAUACUUAUGAUAGUUGCAACGUCCCGGGGCCAUGUGAUCGCCUUUUGUGACCUUCUGACAAGCAAAGUGAAUGGGGAAGUCAGAUUUCACUUUACAACCGUGGUACUAAUUUAACAACUCUGGCAAGAAAAUUUAUAUAAAAUGAGACAGAAUUCAUUUCACAAGUGUCUAGCUCAGCAACGGUAAUUUUGGCCUCCAUUGUGAUUGUACGUUGAGGACUACCUGUAUAUCUAUAGUUAUGCAGGUAGUAGCUUUGAUCUAGCAAGAUUCUGUCCAUAGGUGAAAAACAAUAAAAAAAAAUAGAAUAGAAUAGAAUAACAGAGUUGGAAGGGACCUUGGAGAUCUUCUAGGCCAGUGUUUCCCAAACUUGGGAACUUUAAGAAGUGUGGACUUCAACUCCCAGAAUUCCCCAUCCAGCAUGGCUGGCUGUGGGAUUUGGGGAGUUGAAGUCCAUACAUCUUGAAGUUCCCAAGUUUGGGAAACACUGUUCUAGGCCAACCCUCUCUUCAGGCAGGAAACCCUAUGUACCAUUUCAGAUAAAUGGUUGUCCAAUCUCUUCUUAAAAACUUCCAGUGUUGGAGCAUUCACAACUUCUGGAGGCAAGUUGUUCCACUGGUUAAUUAUUCUGUCAGGAAAUUUCUCCUUAGUUCUGGGUUGCUCCUCUCCUUGAUUAGUUUCCAUUCAUUGUUUCUUGUUCUGCCCUCAGGUGCUUUGGAGAAUAGCUUGACUCCCUCUUCUUUGUGGCAAUACCAAGAUAUUGGAAAAUUGUUAUCAUGUCACCCUUAUCCCUUCUUUUCAUUAAACUAAGCAUAGCCAAUUCCAGCAAACUACUCAGAAUUAACAGCCUGUAGUGUUGGGCCUUGGCAUCACUCCCUCCUGUGACUCCAGGCUACAUUCCACCAGAAAUAUAUAAUGUAGCUGCUUUGGUUAGCCUUGCCUAUGUUCGUUUGCGAAUCCAAAUAAAUUUUGUUGUUUAGGUCCUGAACAAAAAACUAGAAUGCCAUGGGAAUAUUGGGCAGCUUUCUGUAGUCUGGAAACUACACCAUUGUAUGGUGCUAACAGGUGCAACGAUCAGGUUUAUAAGUAAAAAAAAAAAUGGAUCUUUUAUACAAUGGUAGCGUUUGAAUAAAAUGAACUCUUUGUUUAUACUAGAUAAUAAAGCUUGCAAGUGAGAGCAAUUUCUUUGUGGAACAACAAGGUGAAAAUGCAAAGACAUGACACAGAACGCCAAAGGGAAGUUAAGAGUGGGAGAUUCAGAGGUAACAUGCUGAUUGAAUCAGGAUGGGAGAGUCAAGACGGCAUUUCUGGGACCUGGGAAUUUAAUGCAAAAGUGAACACCCCUCCCUGCCCUCCUCCCCAAUGUUAUAGCGGUGGCCAGAGCACCAAAAAAAUUUAGCUUCUGAACAUCUUCAGUCUGCAGGGAUUAUGCAUCUAAACCUUUCAUGUUAUCAAUCUCAUCUAAUCCAGGCAGGGACUAACAACGCUGUUUUAAGGAACAAGGAAAAGACGAAAAUUCCUCAAAAAGUAUACAAUUUUAGUAAUUGUAUACACCUCCGCAAAGAUGGCAAAGAAUGUUUUAAAUUAUUUUGUUAAUUAUUUUUCCUCCAGGACAAAU